This is a messenger RNA of Polyodon spathula (Mississippi paddlefish), 3697 nucleotides long. RefSeq names its product death-associated protein 1-like. Bases 55 to 471 code for a protein of 138 amino acids. The record is from RefSeq and is a predicted model, not a curated record. The transcript is spliced from 4 exons. Gene Ontology annotation, biological process: apoptotic signaling pathway; cellular response to amino acid starvation; negative regulation of autophagy. Lineage: Eukaryota; Metazoa; Chordata; Actinopteri; Acipenseriformes; Polyodontidae. Gene Ontology annotation, molecular function: death domain binding.
GUCAGGUGGUGUGUUGUUUUGGUUCUUUAUGGUUCUUUAUGGUUCUGGUCUGUAAUGAAACUGGUGAAACUGGGAGCGCUGUGCAAUAGAGCAAUCACACGCGUUACACCUUCAAACAGUGCAAGACCUUUUCAGUUCUUUAGUUCGUCGAUAGGGAUGUCUUCUCCGCCUAAGGAUAAGUCUGAAACCAAAGCCGGACACCACCCCGCAGUAAAAGCAGGAGGGAUGCGUAUCGUACAGAAGCACCAUCUGGGCGGGGACCAGAAUCACGAGAAGGACAAAGACAGUAAAGAACUGGAAAGCAGCAGCCCACCGAAGCAGAUUCUUGUCAUAUCUGGAGCAGUCACACGGGGUGACAAGGACUUUCCUCCAGCAGCCUCCCAGGUGGCACACCUCAAACCUCAGCCCUGCGUGGAGAAGCUGCCCUCUCCACACCACAUCAACCAGCACAUCCACCAGCCCCGCAAGUGAGCCCCGGAGUCCUCCGGCACACUACCGCAUUCCACCGCCAGGGGGUGCCUCGUUGCUGUGCCACGCUGGACCUGGGAUCUGUUGCAUACAAAGGAAGACCUAUCUAUCUCAUCUCUCCUGUCUUGGGUUUCCAAAUAUUCUUUUAAAGAGUUACUCCUUUUAUAACGCUGCUUUCUGUGUGUGUGUGUGUCAAGGGGCAAGCGCUGUAACUGAGCACAGUGCACCACAGCAGAGGCAGUAUUGGAAUUAUGCUCUCUAGAUUAGAAGAAUUACCUACAAAUCCAUGCAUAUGUUUCAGGUACUUCUGCUGAGGGCCAGGAUUUAGCAAGGAGUGCCGUGGUCACUUUUUAAAUGAGGUACAAAAUGACCUUUUCUGUCCAAUUGGCCUUACUGAGGAGUAACAGGUAACGAGUACAGCCAGUGUCAUUAAUGUGUUUUGUGUGCUGCUUGGUCACUAUAAAGUUUUAACUAGUCACAUUUUUUGUUUUUUUAUAUAAUGAAGCCAAAACAAGCCACUUUAAUCGCAUGACUUGGAAAGAUUGUGUGUAGAUAAGAGUUAUGAAAGUAUUUUUGAAGUAAAGGCUCUAAGUUAAUUAAAAACAUGCUCUGUCUCUGUAUUGCCGUCCAUGUAAACAGUCGUGUUAAUUUUUACCAAUGAUCUAUAUGUUGACCUUAAUAAAACCUGGAGAUGAGAUUUGCCGUCUGUUUGACAGGAGCAGGUGACUGGGGUAUUUCAACAUUUAUUGCACCACUAAUGUAAAACAGCAAUAGCUGUUGGACAGUCAUAAAAGGACAGUGUUACAUGUGUGCAAUUCAUGUUUUUAACCUUGUUCAGAGUCCAAGGAUUGCUGGUGGCAGAUAUUGGAAGUGUCUUCUGUAGUACAAAUGCCCUACAACUUUAAAAGUAUUUUUGUAUUUUCAGAAUGUACAAAGACAGCAAGUAUACCGACGACCAAAAAAGGAAGUCAACAGUAUGUAUUCAAAGCUCCUGGCUGCUGUUUAGCACAGCUCAGUCAUAGGGACAAGUAUACAGAUAGUUUAUUAAGCUUUUGCUCUAGUUAAUUGCACCUUAUUUGUCUUUUUGAAAUAGGAAAUGCAGACUGCAGUCAGAUCAGCCUGCACCCUGCUUUAAUAAACCGCAGAUGGAUUUUUCUAAGCGUUUUAUUUUAUAAGCACUGGGGAAUCAUCAAUGAUGGCAGCAACAACAAAUAAGGGUUGGCUGCAGCCCAGGUGCAUUCCCUUAUACGGUAAAUAUCCUCUCAAAAAUCCAGUUGUGGUUGUUCCCAGCAGAGUAGAGCUUCAUCAGAUUAACCAUUUAGUCAGACAGGAGUGUGCCAUACCAGUAAUACCCCUUACAAGUUUUACUGACUGCAUUGAUGUUGAAAAACUGGAGUUGAACUAUUUAGCAUGUUGCUUUUAAGCUGAGGGAACACAAAGUCCCUUUUUCAGCCACAGUGGUUUGAAACCUGAUUCCAGGAGUCCUAGUUUGAGUUGUAUCAAACCCCCAAGUCUCCCCUGGUGUGCCAUGACGUGACCUAAAACCUAGUCUUCUGAAACCAAGUUCCAAGACACAAAAGGGGCUUCAUGUUCCCUCAGCUUAAGAGCUCUAUUGUAGCUUCUUUAAAUUGUUACUUUUCUAGUUUAUGCUAACCUCCAAGCUGGAUGAAGGGAGAUUGAGAGAAACAAUACAUAUAAUAAUUUUAAUUAUUGGAGCAACAGAACCCAUAAACAUUCACAAUGAUUGCAAACAUAAGAACUAAACAAAGGGUAAUGCAAAAUCUGCUAAAAUUACAUUGAAGCUGCUUUGAUCAAAUACAGACAAACCAAUAAAAUUAAGAACUAACUAAGGUUUUAGACUCUAGUAAAGUUGUAAGUUUUUUGUUUUAUUUCAUCGACCCCAUAAUUCAAAAUUGAUUGUAGAAACAAAGGAGUAACUCUUUCAAUGGCGCUUUGGUUUAUGUGUUUUUUUGUUUCGUGGCAUGCACUCUAAAACGUUUUUUUUUUUUUUUUUUUUUUUUUUUUAAUGAUUUUUGUAGGUUCAAAUAAAAAAAAUCAAACAUUUUAUCUAUUUUCAAAUUGUACUGGAAUAUUUAGUAGCUUUUGUUUCUGAGUAACAGUUUGCAGGAGAGUGUCCUGCAAGUGUGCAUAACAAACUAAGGAAUUGGUGUUGUCCAAACGAGGGGGAAAACACUGCACUUGCAUUUACAGGGAAGUGAACUUGUGAUGAAAUAGCAGAUUUAAAGCCACAUGCUUUUAAUAUAUAUAUAUAUAUAUAUAUAUAUAUAGAAUUUUUCUUGAAUUUUUUUUUAUUUACUCUUGUUAAAUAAAGAAGCAUGAAAUGGCUUCCAGAGUAACUUCAGAGAGGCAGUUUGGGAUUUCAGGGUAAAAUAAACGUUACAACCAUUUUAGCUAAUAAAACCAUUACUUAACUGCUGUGCACAUCCGUUCGCAAUGUACAUUUUGAAAUGUUAUACGAAACGUGUUUUCAGGGCUGGAAAUAAGACUCCAAUUGCGUAGCGGUUUCACCUAUCCCAGGUUUUACCACAAGCUUGAUUAGCCACAGUGUGUACAGGUAGCAAGCUGCAAUGGGUCUUAGAAACCAGGAAUGGAUCAAACUGCUAUGCAUUGGGAGUCUUAUUCACAUCCCUGAUUUUAAUGAUCUGUAUGACCUUCAACUGCUGUAGUAAAUGGUGGAAUGCCUGUUGGCUAACAGCCUGACUGGAAGUGGAAGUCAGGUUAAACCAUAAAGGGUGAAUACAGCUAAAUAAUACAGUCAGCAAGGCUAGGUGCAGAGAAGGCUACUCUAUGGGAGAAUGUAAGAAACCAAACAUGUUUGUGGAGCACCUGUCCGUAGUCCCUCGGGAUGACGAUAUUCAUCUGUUAAAAAGUCAUGAAAUUGCUCAGAUUUUUUUUUUUUUUUAUGGCAGUCAAUGAAGAAAAAAAGUCCCACCCACUCGGAUGGUUUUACAUUAAUUUUCCCAAGAAUGAUUUAACAUACUGUAAGCUACAAUUUUCAGAACAGCUCACUUUCCCUGAAUUUCCUAAAAAAUCUGGUUAUGAUGUGCAUUACAGACAAAUGACCUUGUAAAAUGCAUUUUAAGUAUAAUGACUUAUUGUUUGUUGUUGCUUUUGUUUGAUUGGUUGUUUUACUGUUAAGUGAAAUUGCAAAAGCUUUAUGUGCAAAAAAAAAAAUGCAUAAAAUAAACAUUACUUUGGAGAAACUGUA